UAAAAAUCAGUACUGACUGCUAUGUAUAAUAAUACUUGUAUUAGCAGAUGGUUUUUAUUUGUAUUGUUACUUGUAAUUUUUAGUGUACAAGUUGAAGGGCAAGAUUGCAGAUCAACAGGGCACUUUAGAGCUCAAAGUUCUCCACCAGGGCAAUGCACAUACAAGUGCUGUGUCGAAAACAAUGUUUACUUCACCUUUGAAUGCUCCCCUUUAGUAACCCCUCGAACAGAGGGAAUCCUCGCCUUGAAAAGCUUUCAGAAUAGCCAGUCCAAGUGCAACAACACUAGCAACCACUCGGACAGGUCACUGGUGGUUGCACUAUCAACUGGGUGGUACAAAGGUGGGGCUCGAUGUGGGAACCGGAUCGUGAUAAUGGGCAAUAGGCAGAUUUUGGUAGCUAAAGUAGUUGGUGAGUGUGAUUCUACAAAGGGAUGUAAUGCAGAAGACGGUUAUCAUCCUCCUUGUGGGCGUGACAUUGUUGCUGCAUCUGUGGCCGUUUGGCAGGCUCUGGGAAUCCCACAGAGACUAUGGGGCGCCCCGAUUAAUAUCAAAUGGGCUGAACUUGGGAUGAUAAAUUAGAUCUAUCAUGUUAUAUGAAAAUCAUAAUUGUAACAGAGCAUAUGAGCUAAAAUAAAGUAGUAAAUAUGGCUAGAAAGCUCAAUUUCAUCACAAAACAAAUUAUCAUGUAUUUCCACUACUCCAAUUCCAUCCAAACUGGCAAUAAACAAGAGCACUAGCAAGUUUAAGCAAUAAACUCUUCCUGAAGAUGCGAA
Messenger RNA from Chenopodium quinoa (quinoa), 773 nucleotides. Its product is annotated as putative ripening-related protein 1. The transcript has a single exon. The record is from RefSeq and is a predicted model, not a curated record. Lineage: Eukaryota; Viridiplantae; Streptophyta; Magnoliopsida; Caryophyllales; Amaranthaceae. The coding region runs from base 22 to 579 and encodes 185 amino acids.